Amoebophrya sp. A25 is the source of this 508-nucleotide messenger RNA. The record is from the annotation of a GenBank genome assembly. Lineage: Eukaryota; Dinophyceae; Syndiniales; Amoebophryaceae.
AGUGGGUUUGCGACUAGUCGUAGUCACAGCAGCUGCCACAACUCCCACAACUCGGACGCAACUCGUCACAGCUUCCACAGCUUGGAAGUGAUAAGGUCAAGCGCUUUUCUGGGUGUCUGGUCUUUCUAAAUUAUGCUUAGUAACACAUACGCUCUCAAGUGCUUACGACUAGGACUACUACGCUGUCCCAGCGAGCAUUGCCACUAAUUCUAUCCGUUCGCCUUUUUAGUUGUUAUUGGUUUUCUGGUCUGGCUUGUUGUGUUUGUGUAGUACCUAUAUGUUCGCCGUUUACCUGCUAAAUGUGCACUCCCUUGGAUAUCUGGCACCUUCUGAAACUUUUAAGGUUUUGCAUGAAGCUCGCGCGCCUUCUCUCAGGAGAAUGGCGACGGGGCUCGGCUUGCUUUCAUAUUUCUGCUUAAGAGCACGCAGUCGCAGAAAGCAGGGACGCAAGAUCCCCCGCCGCUCUUAUAUCCUCUUCACGGGGGGAGCGAGGCGCUUCAGAGUUUGA